AUGAAGAAAGUGGAUGAUGCUUAUUCCGAAUUCAGCUCUGUGCAUACCAAACUCGUUGCAGUGAUUCCGGAUGAAGCAUUUAGACAACAAGAAGAAGUGUACAUUGCCUUCGAAGAUCGUUAUGAUCAUGUGCGAACAGCUAUUGAAGAACUGAUGAUGGCAUAUGAAUCAAAAACCGUUAAAACCCAAACCUCACAGCCCCAAGUAAUAGUGCAGCAGCAACCAUUAAAAGCGCCUAUUCCCACAUUUGAUGGAUCCUACGCCAAUUGGACAAAAUUUAAAGCCAUAUUCCAGGACUUGAUGGCUAAUUCUGGAGACUCGGAUGCUAUUAAGCUGUAUCAUCUGGACAAAGCUCUUGUUGGUGCUGCUGCUGGGGUCCUUGAUACUCGAGUGAUAAGUGAAGGAAAUUACCAGCAAGCGUGGGACAUUCUUACCGAGAGAUAUGAGAAUAAAAGGAUCAUUGUGGAGACGCAUAUUCGUGGCCUUUUCGACAUCCCGAAAAUGUCUUCAGGGUCAUAUUUGAAAGAGCAGUAUAUACAAUUCAUGCGUGAGUAUGAAGAAUUAGGACACUGUAGAGAAAGCCAAGAGGAAAAAGAUGACCCGAAUCAGCAAUAUUAUUAUCUUCCGCAUCACACUAUACUACGUCCGUCCAGUUCUACUACCAAGUGCAGGGUAGUAUUCGAUGCUAGUGCUAAACCUACCGAGGCUAGUCUGUCGCUUAACGAUGUGCUUCAAGUGGGUGCAACAAUACAGAAGGAGCUAUACGAUAUAAUGCUGAAGUUCUGUACGCACCGGAUCGCAUUUACUGCCGAUGUGCCAAAAAUGUAUCGACAGAUAAACAUGCAUCCACAAGAUACACCAUUUCUACGUGUCUUUUGGCGAGAGCAACCAUAUGAUAAACUUCGGGUCUUGGAGCUUACAACGGUAACGUACGGGACAGUAGCAGCUCCGUUUCAAGCCACCAGGUGCUUGAAGCAACUAGCUGAAGACGAAUCAUUCGAUUUUCCUGUCGGUGCAAGAAUUGUCAAGGAGGAUUUUUACGUGGACGACGUUCUUUCUGGGGCAGAUUCACUUGCAGCGGCCAUCGAAGCAGCAGAUCAACUGAGGGGAAUCAUGAAGAAAGGAGGAUUUUCUCUUCAUAAAUGGUGCUCCAAUUCAAAACCCUUCUUGGAACACAUACCAAAGGAUCAACAAGAGCAACUAAACGGUUUGGAAGAAAGCGGACCAAACAGCGCUAUAAAGGUACUUGGUUUACUCUGGGAUCCAAGGGAUGACAUUUUCCGCAUAGCUAAACCCGUUCAACGUGACAUACAUCAUCGUGCUACCAAAAGGAUCAUAUAUUCCGAAGUGGCAAAACUAUUUGAUCCGCUAGGACUUAUCUCACCAGUAAUUGUCGUCGCUAAACUCCUUGUCCAGCAUCUGUGGAAAUGUAAAGUUGCUUGGGAUGAUCCAGUGAAUCAGGAAAUUCAGGACGCUUGGGACAAAUUUUCAAGUGCAUUAUCAGCUCUGGAGAAAAUUUCAAUUCCUAGACGGAUAACGUUCAACGAUGCAAUAUGCUACGAAUUACACGGGUUCGCCGAUGCAUCCGCUUUGGCGUAUGCUUGGAUGAAGCUACCAACGCAUCGACUCAAGGUUUUUGUACGAAAUCGUAUCCACGAGAUUAACAGCAACACAGAUGGAUAUGAAUGGCGCUACAUACGAUCCAGAGACAAUCCAGCUGACAUUAUCUCUAGAGGACAACUUCCAGACGAUUUGAACGACAACGAGCUUUGGUGGUACGGACCGAAUUUUUUGACGAACCGUGAAUAUGAAGCAGAAGCUGUAGUAGACAUCCCUGAUCAUGUCUUGCCUGAAACAACAAACUCUGAAACAGUUGCAAUAGCAGUAGAAGAAGAAUUUCCAUUAUUCAACCGAUUCAGUGACUUCAGGAAAAUAGAAAGAAUCAUGGCUCUAGUUAUUCGGUUUAUUUGCAACACCCGGACAAAGGACAAAUCCAAACGAACAAUACUGCGAUAUGUCACGAUCAAAGAGCUUCGGCAAGCGAAUCAUACGAUACUUAAAAUGUUGCAGUAUUCUGAACUAGCCGAGGAAAUCUGUCGAGUGGAAACAGGGGUUCCGUGUCGCAAAAUAGGAAAUUUGAAUCCAAUUCUCAUCGAUGGAGUGCUUCGUGUUGGAGGACGUCUUCAGCAAUCUAACUUGACAAUGAACCAGAAACACCCAAUAAUAUUGCCAAGGAAACAUCGUCUUACAAAAUUGAUGAUUCAAGCUUUGCAUAUCGAACAUCUACAUCUGGGUCAAAAUGGAUUGACGUCUACAUAUUACAAGGACUUGUGUACGAUGUUUCCGCACAAGGCCACAGAUGGCGACGCAGCUUAUGGGAAACCUUCCACCAUCUAG
Messenger RNA from Armigeres subalbatus, 2397 nucleotides. RefSeq lists its product as uncharacterized. The record is from RefSeq and is a predicted model, not a curated record. The transcript has 4 exons. The coding region runs from base 1 to 2397 and encodes 798 amino acids. Lineage: Eukaryota; Metazoa; Arthropoda; Insecta; Diptera; Culicidae.